Messenger RNA from Leptosia nina, 1485 nucleotides. The record is from the annotation of a GenBank genome assembly. Lineage: Eukaryota; Metazoa; Arthropoda; Insecta; Lepidoptera; Pieridae.
AUGAUACACAAAAUAAUGGAUAACUUAGUAAAUAUCAAUUGGAACAAAGUAACGCCAUGUCUAGUUUUAUUGUUAUUAGAUUUAGUAUUAGAUUUUUCAGAAUGUACGACACAGGCUGAGGUAAACAAGCAUUUAGAACUAGGGCGAGAUUUCUUGAGUCGUGGUCAGCUUUCAGACGCAUUAACUCAUUAUCAUGCAGCUGUAGAGGGAGACCCACAUAACUACCUCACUUACUUUAAAAGAGGCACUGUUUAUUAUGCACUUGGCAAAGCUAAAUUUGCAUUACAAGACUUUAGUAAGGUAUUAGAUUUAAAACCUGACUUCACAACAGCCAGAGUUCACCGAGCUCAAGUUUACCUCAAAUUAGCUGAGUACAUGAAUGCCAAAGAUGAUUUUAUACAAGUGACAUAUGAAGACCCAUACAAUUCUGAAGCUUUAACAUACUACCAUCGUAUGGAUGAACUGAGUGAAGAACUGAGAUUGGCAGAGGCUUAUUAUCGUGGUGGGGACUUUAGCAGCUCUGCUGAAUUAGCAACAAGACUACUUGAGUUAUCCCCUUGGUCUGCAACUCUAAGGCAACUUAGGGCAGAAUGCUAUAUAGCUAUGAAUGACCUAUACUCGGCUGUGUCAGAUAUUCGGUCUGUGAAUCGACUACAACAGGAUUCAACGCAGGGCUAUCACCGUUUAGCAACACUUCUAUACAAACUUGGACAUGUCAGUGAUGCACUCAAGGAAAUCCGAGAGUGUCUCAAACUAGAUCCAGAGCACAAACAAUGUUUCCCGCUGUAUAAAAAGUUAAAGAAGGUGGACAAGUUGCUACUUCAAUGUGAGGAGAGUAGUGAAUCUAGAGAUUUUGCUGGGUGUAUUGAUAGUGCUAAUAAAGUGCUGAAGAUUGAGCAGGAAGUGACGUUAGUAGUCUAUGAGGCUAGAAGAUGGCUGUGUAGUUGCUCGGUGAAGGAAGAGCAAUACUCCGAGGCGUUAACUCAGUGUAACAGUGCCUUAUCGUUGCUGAAGGAAGCUAGAGUGUUGUGUGACCGUGGUGAUGCACUGAUAGGCCUUGAUAUGUUUGAUGAUGCAAUCAGAUCGUUCAAGGAAGCAUUAGAGCUAGAUGAAGGAUUCCAACGAGCUAAAGACGGUCUUAACAGGGCACAGAAACUACAAAAGCAGUCUGAACAGAGAGAUUAUUAUAAAAUACUUGGUGUUAAGCGGUCAGCUAGUAAGCAGGAGAUAACAAAAGCAUAUCGUAAAGCUGCACAGAAAUGGCAUCCAGACAAUUUCCAAGGGGAUGAUAAGAAGAUAGCCGAGAAGAAAUUCAUAGAUAUUGCUGCCGCUAAGGAGGUGUUAACCGACCCCGAGAAGCGCGCUCAGUUCGAUAGUGGCGUAGACCCCCUAGACCCCGAGGGCGGUCGCCAACCCUUCCAGCAAAACCCCUUCCACCACUUCCAGCACGGCUCGCCGUUCCAAUUCAAGUUCCACUUCAACUAA